GAGCAGGACGUCUCACCUCGGCCUCCAAGAUGCAGAUCAGUCUGCUGUCUCUUCUGGGGGCUUUAAACUACGGAGUCGGCGUUGUGUCUACAGCUGUGAACGUGGCUCUCGUAGGACACGCCAUCCAGUCCAGCUCCGCUCCAGGCCAGGGUGAAGCCCACCGCUCAAUAGACGGCGUCACCAACACCGACUACCUGAAAGGAUCGUGCAGCAGAACCACCUAUGAGUUCCAGCCGUGGUGGGCCGUGGACCUGAGACGUGGCUACAUGAUCUCUAACGUAACCAUCACUAAUCAGGCCGGGACGCUGGCCACGCAGAGUCCGUGGGCCGAGAUUCACAUCGGGGAGAGCAUGGAGGGGUUUGGAGUAUAUAACGCCAGAUGUGCCACCAUCACCUCCAUGGCCGCAGGAGAGACCAGGUCGUUUCAGUGCGGUGGGCUCGUCGGACGCUACGUCACCAUCAUCAUACCGAACCGGUCCGAUGUCCUGACUCUGUGCGAGGUGCAAGUGGCGGCUAUCGACGUGCCAGAGCGACAGCUUGGGCUCAUGUUUAAAGCUGUGUCUGACGUAGGAGGAAACGCUUUACUGGAGGCGCAGGUCAAAAACUUCUUUAUACAGCAGGCAAUGAAGAUAAAGCCCAACAUAAACACACUGAAAAAGGGAAGUGACAAGGUUCUGGAGCGGGACAGCCAAACCUGCGUCCCAAUGAAGACCACCAUCCAGGAUCAGACAACAAUUAAUUAAUAGUUAUCCAAUGUCCUGUACAUGAU
Spea bombifrons (plains spadefoot toad) is the source of this 769-nucleotide messenger RNA. RefSeq names its product fucolectin-like. Lineage: Eukaryota; Metazoa; Chordata; Amphibia; Anura; Pelobatidae. The record is from RefSeq and is a predicted model, not a curated record. The transcript is spliced from 7 exons. The coding region runs from base 30 to 743 and encodes 237 amino acids.